CGUACAUCUACACGCGGAUGUAUAGUAUAAUCCGCGAAGAAUGAAUAUGAAAGUAUGAAACUACUAACGCGCCAAACCUGGCUCUCCAGUAACCUCCUCAUACUGCUGACCCGCCAAAUUCCACCCGCCACCAGCCGCUAACGCUAUCGCCGACGAUGGGAAAGCAGAAACAACAAUCCAUUUCCCGUUUUUUCGCGUCAAAGUCAAAUCCCCCGACCCCUUCUCCGGCGUCAACCUCUCCUCCUCAAUCACAAUCUGCUCGCACGAAUCCACCCACGCCGCCGCCCAAAAUCACGGCCACCGUGAGCUUCUCGCCAGCCAAACGUCUCAGAACUUUGGAGAUCGCGUCCCUGCAAUCAAAACCCUCCAAAUUUCCAAGACUUGGUUCUUCACCCCAUGAACCCACCCAAAACCCUAAACUCUCACCCAUCACACCCAACCCGACCCCUCCCCAGUCCAGCGCUACUCUUCACAAGCGGUUCCUGGAAAAACUUCUGGAACCUUCUCAAGAACUCUCAGUACUUUCCAAAAGAACUCAACUUUCCAAUUCUAAGCACACUCCAUUAGAGCAACAAGUGGUGGAGCUUAAGGCCAAGUACCCAGAUGUUCUUCUGAUGAUUGAGGUUGGGUACAAGUAUAAAUUUUUCGGUGUGGAUGCGGAGAAUGCUGCGAGAGUAUUGGGCAUUUAUGCAUACAUGGAUCAUAAUUUCUUAGUUGCUAGUGUACCAACUGUUAGACUUAAUGUCCAUGUGAGGAGGCUUGUGAGUGCGGGAUACAAAGUGGGUGUGGUUAAGCAAACUGAGAGUGCUGCUAUAAAGUCCCAUGGAUCAAAUAAAUCAGGCCCUUUUUGCAGGGGAUUAUCAGCACUGUACACAAAAGCAACUUUGGAAGCAGCAGAGGAUUUGGGGGGUGGAGAAGAGGGGUGUGUAACUUGUAACAACUAUUUGGUUUGUGUUGUUGAGAAGGCGAUUGAGAAUGUGGUUGGGGUUGAUGUGAAAGUAGGCUUUGUAGGGGUCGAAGUUUCCACAGGUGAUGUUGUGUAUGGUGAAUUCAAUGAUAAUUUUAUGAGGUCAGGCUUGGAAGCUAUGAUUUUGAACCUGUCUCCAUCUGAAUUGCUACUUGCAAAGCCUUUAUCUAAAAAUACAGAGAAGUUGUUACUGGCAUAUGCUGGACCAAGUACAAAUGUUAGGGUGGAAGAUGUCUCAAUAGAUUGCUUCAGGGACGGUGGUGCCCGUGCUGAAGUAUUGUCUCUUUAUGAGAAGAUGAAUAUAAACAAUUCAAUGCAUACAACUGAAGAUGCACCAAUUUCAAGACAAACCAGUAAUCAGUUUGCAGUAAAGGGAAUUAUGGACAUGCCUGAUUUAGCUGUCCUAUCAUUAGCAUUGACUAUUAAUCAUCUUAAACAAUUUGGAUUGGAAAGGAUUAUCUGCCUGGGAGGUUCAUUUCAUCCUUUUACCAGUAAAAUGGAGAUGACUCUUUCAGCAAAUGCACUUCAACAGCUUGAGGUUUUGAAGAACAACUCUGAUGGAUCAGAAGCUGGCUCAUUGCUGCAGUGUAUGAAUCACACACUUACCAUGUUUGGUUCAAGGCUGCUCAGACAUUGGGUGACUCAUCCUUUAUGUGACAGAAACAUGAUAAAUGCUCGUCUUGAUGCAGUUGCUGAGAUUGCAGACUCUAUUAAAUCUUUUAAACCUUCUUGUAAAUCUGACUUAGAUGAAGAUGAUGUUGGCGUCACAAAUGUACAACAGCUAGAUACUCUCAAUUUACUCACCUCAGUUUUAUCCACUUUAGGAAGAGUGCCUGACAUUCAACGUGGUAUAACACGAAUCUUUCAUCGAACAGCAUCUGCAUCUGAGUUUAUUGUAGUUAUUCAAGCUAUAUUAGUAGCUGGCAAACAACUUCAAAAACUUCAUAUAGAAGAGGACAAAAGCAGCAUGGGUGGAGGCACUAUUCACUCUUCAUUGUUACAAAAGCUGAUAGCAAUUGCUUCCUCAUCCAGUGUCAUGAAUACUGCUGCAAUACUUUUGUCAAACCUAAACAAGGAAGCUGCUGAUCAGAGGGAUCUUCACAAUCUCUUUAUCAUAUCUAAUGGGAAAUUCCCAGAGGUAGCUGAAGCACAAAAAAGUGUUGAAUUGGCAAAUGAGAAAUUAGGUUCACUGAUAGCUGUAUAUCGAAAACAGCUCAAAAUGCGCAAUUUGGAAUACAUGACUAUAUCUGGAACAACACAUUUAAUAGAGUUACCUCUUGAUGUUAAGGCGCCCCUUGAUUGGAUGAAGGUGAAUAGUACGAAGAAAACAAUACGAUAUCAUCCACCGGAAGUAGUUACAUUCACAGAACAGUUAUCAUUGGCUAAGGAGGAGCUCACUGUUGUUUGCCGAGCUGCAUGGAACGAAUUUUUAACAGCAUUUGGUGAACACUAUGCUGAUUUUCAGGCAACUGUUCAAGCUUUAGCUUCACUGGACUGUCUAAAUGCACUUGCCAUCCUUUCAAGAAAUGAGAAUUAUGCACGUCCAGUCUUUGUUAAUGAUGAUGAACCUGUUCAGAUACAUAUCUCUGCUGGUCGUCAUCCGGUUUUGGAAACUGUGCUGGAAGAUAAUUUUGUCCCAAAUGAUACAAAGUUGCAUGUUGAAGGCGAGUACUGUCAAAUUGUAACUGGACCAAAUAUGGGUGGAAAGAGUUGCUAUAUUCGGCAGGUUGCUCUUAUAACUAUCAUGGCUCAGGUUGGUUCCUGUGUACCAGCAUCCUCAGCAAAACUCCAUGUGCUAGACGGUAUCUACACUCGGUUGGGGGCAUCUGAUAGCAUCCAACAAGGAAGAAGUACAUUCUUAGAAGAGCUGAGUGAGACUUCUCACAUUCUAAAGAAUUGCACGGCCAACUCAUUAGUCAUAAUUGACGAGCUCGGUAGAGGCACAAGCACACAUGAUGGUGUUGCAAUUGCAUAUGCUACGUUGCAUCAUCUUCUGGACCAUAAGAGAUGUCCAGUCCUCUUUGUCACACACUACCCCAAGAUUGUUGAUAUCAAGAAUGAAUUUCCCGGAAGUGUUGGAUCGUAUCAUGUUUCUUAUUUGGCAUCACAAAGAAUUUCAAACAAUAAAUCAAAUGAGAGAUCUGAUGAUGACAUGAUGAACGAUGAGGAUAUCACUUAUCUCUAUAAACUUGUUCCUGGUAUCUCUGAGAGAAGCUUUGGGUUUAAGGUUGCUCAGCUCGCACAGCUGCCAACCUCAUGUAUUCGAAGAGGAAUUUUCAUGGCGGAAAGAUUAGAAGCAGCUGUACUUAACAGAGGACAUAAGUUGUUUCUACAGGAUUGCCACAAAGAGCAUGAAAGAGUAUUGGAGCCUGAGGAGUUUGUCAAUGGGUGGAAGAAUUUUAUUGGAAUGAUAAACUCAAUAAUGGUUGAAGAAGGUGAUGGUGAGCCGAGGGUACUCCAAUAUCUUAUGAAUGCUAAAAGCCUUGCAAUCGAGUUGUUAAAGACCUAAGAUAGACGAUGUCAAAUUUUUAGCCUUUUUGGUGCUGCUGUAUCUUGGCAUAGUGGUAUGUAAACACUAGUCAAAUUAGCAAUUUGGGUUAAUAAUAAUCUUAGGACCCAAAUCCAAACCAUAAAACUUUUAGAGUAACAUAAUGUUUCAUGUUUUCUCGGGUAUCAACUUCUGAAAAUCAAAGCUGUACUAAUUCUAGUACUAGUUAGGAGCUGACUUGAACAUAAUGUUUCAAUAAAGU
Molecule: messenger RNA, 3717 nt
Organism: Cuscuta epithymum
Lineage: Eukaryota; Viridiplantae; Streptophyta; Magnoliopsida; Solanales; Convolvulaceae
Source: the annotation of a GenBank genome assembly